Diaporthe batatas is the source of this 8601-nucleotide messenger RNA. RefSeq lists its product as uncharacterized. Lineage: Eukaryota; Fungi; Ascomycota; Sordariomycetes; Diaporthales; Diaporthaceae. The record is from RefSeq and is a predicted model, not a curated record. The transcript is spliced from 3 exons. The coding region runs from base 6971 to 7564 and encodes 197 amino acids.
GUUUUGGGAGACAGGGCUCCUGCAGCCUGGCGAUAGUCCCUUUUUUUGGUCCACAGAGCGGGGAUCCCUGCUCGGCCGCAAGCGUGUUAGCAUUGCCAGCCUGUCACCUCCCAUCAAUUGCUUCAACGCCGUCCGUCACAGUCAGUCACGACCGAAUCUGUUUGACCGAGUCGACGAUGAAGGCAACACCUCGUGUCGGCCACCAUGCUGUCUGUGGCCCAAUCCGCCGGCUCAUACUGGCCCCGCCCGGUUCUGGCUCUGUCUGAGUUGUGGUACCGUUGAUGGUUCGGCGAGGCAGCACACUACCGGCCUCGUUCCAACGUUACCUUUGAUCCUCCUCAUCACAUUGCCUUCUGGGAAACCAGCAUCGAACACGAUGGGCUUCUCGGGUCGAACGCCUCACAGACUCAACCGGGCCGAAUGUCCAAAAUAAGAACGAGCUUUCUGAGAGGCACCGAACACUGUUCGGGCCUUGGUUGAACUGAAUACUUAGGCUGGCUAGUUGAGCCUCUCAAGCUUCGCAACCUCGGUACUCGCUCAGCCCAUGCACUGCCCGUACCUGCAGCGCUCUUCGACGUCGCACAGGGUUGUUGGCUUACCGAGCACCUCAUCUCAACGAAGAGUCCCGCAACGACCUCUGCGUCCCAGUGGGAGCAACGCUUAUUGUCACUUCCGCUCCAGGUACUGUCGACUUUUCUGAUUUAUCGCCGUGUUCAGUGCCCCCCAGUCAACCAAGGGCCAUUUCUUCGGGCAUGCAACGAGCGCAGGCAAUGCUUACAAAACCAGAAGCAUCUUCCAACACACGCGGGCUGUGCUUUUAUGGGCAGGCCUCACCUUGAAGCUGCAUUGAUUACCACAGAAGAGAGUCCAGGGGAAUUCGCCCCCACAGCCAACUUGUUCAUGCCGGAGCCUGGACCUCAACGGGCUGAUUGCGAGUACGGACAAAAUCCUUUGUCCUCCUCGGCAAAAGCAUCAUGUGUGUGCCUCGCACCUGUUGAGGUAUUGCUACUGUGGACGGGUGUUGCAACUGCCGCCAGGCAACAGGGUAUGGAUCUGAGAAGUUGAGCCCAAGUCGCCUUAUUGGGUACACCAGGGUGAUCGUGACGAUCAGUCGACUCUUCGGCGUUGCGAACUCGCCGUGGGCGUUUUCCCUCGCCUCUCAACAAUGCUUCCUUAGGGAAGAGACUAUCCCGGUCUACACACAUCUGUCGCCAAAGAGCUUCACUGCACAAGUGAGACAAAAGGCGUCGGAAGCAAAACCGAGUCAAUCGCAAUGGUCAACACAUGUGACCAUGUGGAUGCAGGAAUUUUCCAGGAGCCAUCUGCGAGACAGACUUUUGUCUGAAUCCGCAAGUCUGCCAGAUCAAACUACCCAUGCGGUCUUAGUUGGUGCUCAAAACCUCGACUGAUGAGCUGUUCAUCUGCAAGAAUCAUUCAGAACACUUAUUUUGGAGAAAGUUGACUGAGAGCUGGAUACGAAGCGCAUUAUGAAAGUUUUCCUCUGCAACAAUCUUUUUUUUUUGGCGAUUCCAUCUUGAACCAGCCUGCGGCAAGCAGGGCACGACGAUAAUCAAGGCGAAGUCUGGAAGCUUUCCGGCCAUUGCUGCCGAUCCAUGACCCCGUGAGAGGUCUUGCGGUGGUACCGAACCCAGGGUGGUCUUGACACCGAAUAACAUUACUUGUCAUUUCUCAAUCAAUCCACAGCAGACUCCCAUCGCCUUCGUCGAAUAAUCACCCAAAGUCCUAGGUCUAGGAUAGCCGUUCCCAUGAGGAUGCCUUCACGGUUCCCUUUGAAGCUUGGUGUCCUUGUCUGCUCCAAAGGAAAGAGCUCAUCCUCCAUGACCACGGAUCAACCUCCACCUGGAGCCUGUAAUUGCUGACACCUUCGGAAAUCCGUUCAUUGCAGGCUUCUGAUCCUGCUCUGCACACCAUUCUGACAGCCACAAACUCGACUACGGACUGAUAUCAAAUUGCUACAUCACCAGCAGACAUUGAGCCAGCUGGAUCAGGGACCGAGACCGCCAAACCUCCUGGAGCUGGGAGGACCAGUUCCCAAUUUCUCACCGAGACCAGGAAACUUUUUCUUCCCUUCUUUCAGCGCCUGCUUGGCCGAAACAAGGCUCGUGCGAGUCUUCUUCACGCUCGUCUUGGCCGCCUCUUUCGAGUCAAGUCUGGUUCGAAGUCCUGAAUGCGGUGUGCCAACGUUGAAGGAACGGGGCUUAGGAAUCCGUCGUUGCCUCCAGGCUUCUGGCCAUGCCGGCAUGACAUCGGGCUCAUGGCUUUCGUCUUGCCUAGUCUGUGUCCUUUUUCGCCGGGUCAAAGUUAGGCAGAUCCAGUUUGCAACGGUACGGAGCAGUGCCCGUGGAAAGCGCCGACCGAGUUCAACAGCUCUGAUUUUUCCGGCUACUCUGAACUAAUCAACCAGGGGGAUGCGAAACGAGGACGAGCUGAAUAUGUGCAUUGCAGUCCUGCGAAACAGGAUCAACUCGGCUGCUUUUGGAAAAGGACAUUGUUGAAACAACUAUGUUAGCUUAAGACUGCCCAGGAAAUGUCAAAACCCCCGAGGCACACCCGGCGACGGAUCGCAACCGCCAAGCGAAUUCCCGAAAUGGCUUCGGCCCGCAUCACGACGGUGUAUUUCUUGCCCGGCGCUUUUACCCGGAACGUCAAAGUGACAAAGCCGUCGCGUGGCUUUCCGACGCCGUCUCGCACCAAUUCUUUCUAGAGUCACGCUUUGGCGGUUCGCCGUCGUGGGCACGCAGAAAUCGUCAGGAGCUGGAAAAAAGAACUCUUCGGGGAAACUCUGAAGCACUAGACCUUUCUACAGGGUGGUCUAGAAGCCAAGCGCAUAUUUUUCCCUUUACCGGGCAAACAUGCACCGACCGGCUCCCGGCCAAUUCAGGAUCAAUGGACCAGCAAAUGGGUUGAACAACGUCGCUUUUGGAAUCAUUCCGGAUACGGGGAACAUCCACGCCUGUUUCGAACACCAGUGCCCAGGUGGUGCGCGAGAAGUUUUCCCACCCUUUUAAGACAGUUGGAGCGUGGUUAUACAAGUUGGCCCGAACUGGAAAAGCGAAGACAAUCCCUCCUUCAUGUCUGGCGCGACAUGUCAACACAGGGGUAUCGAAUUUGGCCAUCGAAGCUUAUGACGUUCCAAAGGACGCAUUGCCCGUCGCUUCUCACCGUUAACGCUGCAGCACCAGCGGAGCAGUACUGCUGUUUCAGUACACCGUCAUAGCAAAUGUGGUCGCCCGAUUGGUACUACCCGCAGCAAGGACGAUGUCGCAGCGGGGCAAUCUUUGGUAGCAACUCUCUGGGCGUGGAUUUCGGUGCUAGUUGCAUAGCGCUUCAGCAUUCUGCAGCCCAUACGAUUGAGGGAUACGUUUCCGAAGGACUAACGCAUCCCCUCAUCACCGCACAAUUUGUCAUGCGCGGUGUCUUUUGACAAGCUGAAGCGACCGGCCUUCUAGAUCUCUAUCUUUUGAACGCUUCACGGAACUGCUUGCCUAAUCGGGUCGCGUUCUUUGAAGCCUGGCCUCACGCCCAAAAUGACAGUCAGAAUCAUCACGUUCGCCAAGUAGUCGAGUGUGAGCUACUGGACCGAGAGACAGCGGGCCGUUGACUUGUGGCCGAGGAUUUACCCACAAUCCCAAUCCCGACCUCCUUUCCGUCAUGGGCGCCCUCAAACAUCAUAACGAUGUAAUGUUGUGCGAAGUCUGCAGCAUCCGAAUCUCGGCCAGCCGAGUUGUCGCAGUGGACACGUGGACAGGACCAAACUCCCCAUGAGACUAUCCCCCAGAGCCUCGACUCUACAGUCCCGAGUGGUGUGGUUGUUCGGUCCAGAGCGAAGAGUGGGUGUUUUGGAGGCGAUCGGCGAUGGAUUGCCAACACAAGCUUUUACGGAUCUCAAGCGACCGGAGGGCUGUCAGUCAACCUUUUACUGUGGUACCAGCGUGCCUGGCGAUCAAUGACGAUCCGUGACCCAUCGCAGCACACCUUCUGACGUUCGCAGUUGGCCUGCAGUGCCAUUCGCUCAUCGCUAUCGAUAGGGCCUUGGGAACCCGGACCCUAGUUUGUGAGAGGUGCAACGAUCCGCGAUUCGCACGUCCCGUCCGUCCCGUCCGCCGUCAAAACCCUGUUCUGGAAGUUCUUGGCAAGGCUUCCAAGUUUGACAACACCUUUGCUGACUGAGUAGGCCGCACCACAAGCACCCCGCCAAUAACAGCAGUUGGAAUGCGCGAUUUCCUGUUGCUUGGUGCUUGUGCCCCCGCCGCCACUGCAAAAUGCUUCCCAAGAUCCUGCGAUACGCUUCCGCCCAAUGUACUGUGACAUCGAGCGACAUUGGUUUGCUGGUCUAAUCACAUGCAGUCUGAAAACUCUGAAGCCGGGACCCAGACAACUUGCUCUCCAUUACUCCGUACGGUCAGCUAGAUGCAGGCAAGCAGGGCAUCGGUGUAAGAACCUGGGCCGACUUCGCUGGGACGAAUGCUGGGCAGCAAUUACUGACUGGCCACGCCUCCCCAUUCGAAGACACGUCGGAUACAUGCGCCUCUGUGAUCGGUUGGCCCCAAUCCCCAACUGCAGAGCACCCAGGACAACAUCGCUUGGACAUGGCACAGGCUUUCUAUGAGACGUAGCACGUUAUGCCAACCAGCUUUCAUGUUCACUGGCUCAUUCGGGAGUGCUCAGCAGUAUUUACCACUCAUAAUGGGUGAACGCUAGAAGCCAUUUGCCAGGAGGCAAGGGUUGGAUGAAUCGCUAUCCUCGAGGCAAGUGGCAUCCGAACCAUCAUCACCCCACUAUAGCUUGACAGCAGACCCAAUCUUUCCUACCUCUGACAAACAUCAACAACGAGAGGGGAAAACCUUGCCGGCCAGCCGGUGUGGCCAGUCCGCCGGGCCCGCCAGUGCCAGCCAGUCUGAUUGCUGCUGUACAAAACUCUGCUUACGUGCGCGGUCGGUAGUGUUCCACACGACUUGAAUGCCCCGACCGCCGGGCACACCAAGUCAGCGGCUUUGGCUUUGGCGCGGCGUUAGUGUGCUUGCAAACAUUUCCGCGUGUCUGGAUCUUCAGCAGGUUUAGCCGGUCCCUUCUGCCUUUUCGUACCCCUCAGCUGCAUUCAUCGAACCUUUUCGGACGAGAAAAGGAAUCCUGCUACAAGGCGCGAUGCACUCGAACCACUGCGCGCUUGUUUCCAGGCGAGUGUUGAUGAAUCCAGGCCUUGGCGAGAGGAUCCACAUGGGCCCCUGGGAAUCCAUGUCUGUCACGCUGGCUUGUCGAGGAUGGUUGCAACGGCACAUGUGGUCAGGGUGGUGAGAAAUCAAAGUCCGAGGUCCUGUUGGGUUGUCCUACCCUCCACUACAAACCCCGCCAGCCAAACAGCAGUGUUGUUUCCGGCUCAGGCACAUGCAGAGACGUGGGCUUGCCCCUGAGCCGAUCCCACCCAAGAAUCCUCGCCGGCCGGGCCUGUCAGGAACAGACACAUGGUUGGCCCUAUGGUCGCCCAGGUACCCGUCACCGGAAGCGAUACCCAGCCAAUAAGAGCUGAGAAGUACCUGACUGGCGCCCCACCCUCAGCUGGAAGGUCCUAGCGCUUGGCGAAACUCCCUAGCCGAACUUAUUUUUUCUUUUUUUCUUUUCCUUGUUUUUUUUUUACCACAGUCCAGGCCCAGCCGCCCCUGGUACACCCGAAGAAACACGUCAGUAGCCUGUUCCAAUCCCUUUGAUGUGUAAUCUAGGAGUCCCAACGCCGCCAUGUGCCUAUCCUUCUGCACCACCGCGUUCUUGCCCUUGUGCCCAGCCCAGAAGUACAAUACUGAGAAGUACUCAAGUACGCGGCGGGCCACGGGGCUAUCCUUGCUGGGUUUCUUAUUUCUUUUUUGUGGCUGUCUUAUUGAGGACGUCAACUCCCUAUCCCAACCGAGGCUCAUGGCUCAUGCAACAGGAUCGCACGCUUUGCUACUCUGCAUUUGUUUCAAGGACUCGAGGAGAUGACCGCAUGGACGCUAUAGUAUGGCUCAUAAGAACCAUUGCGCGAGCGGCAGACGUCUGCCAAUCUGACCGCACGACGGGCAUUCAGAGAAUGGUAUUGUCCUGGGAGUCAUAGUGUAGUUAUUAGUGGAGGGGGGGUACAUAAUCCCGGUAGCGUGCCUGGACUGCUGGAGUCAGAAAGGGAGGUAAAUCUUGUUUCCUAGUAGCCUUGGCCUUCUCGGCCGUCCACUGACGAGUGUCGCCCCAAGUGGGAAGAGGCCCAAGAGGGUCAAAGGGUGGAAAACAAGGUUGCGGGUACCUGGACCGUUGAAGACAAAGUUGCUGACUGAAGGAUUUGGCGGGUACCGAAUAACACCGAAAACAGCCCCAGCUCAUUGGCCAGCUAGCGCAUCCGAUCUGGUGCCGGCAGAGGAAAUCGUGGCGUGCCCCGUCGGGUCUUGACUCGGCCUGCUUUGGGAUGUCCAGAGACCCACUGCUGUUGUCUGGACCGCCCUUGUCACCAGGUACCCAGGUACCCAGGUACCUAGGACAUGCUUUGCCAGGAUGCCUGGGCGUUUCUCUCACAACGGGAACCCCAUCACACCCUCCAUUUUAAUUUGUUUCCCUCUCAUCAGCAUGGCCAGCGCGUGGGAGACGGGUGGGUAUAAAGGAGCCUGUCCCACGAUUCCCUGUAUUCGCGUUCUUCCCUUCAACUGAUCUUCACAAAUCGGCAAGCCGUUGUGAUUUCACCUUCCUUCUCACAGGACAUACACUCCUUCCAGCCACAGGCUAUUCACUCUUUGCAACGCGCAAACCAACUAGACAAACUGAAGUCCCGGGUGACUUUUGAUUCCGAUCUCCACGAUCAAUCGUUUGCAGAUAUCAGGAAGCCUUCGAAAGGAACUCCACCAAGCACAGCUCUUCUGGAAACUGCUUCGGUCUACUUCUGACAAUAUAUACCUACACAUUUGUACCCUCAGACAUAUCGACACCAGUCAACAUGCAGUACAGCACUCUCGCACUCCUUGCCUCUGCCACCCUGGCGGGUGCCGUCAACCAGAUCACCUUCAUGUCCAUGGACGGUACCGACCGCACCGUCCACUUCACCCCCAACGCUGGCCUCCCCUUGGUUGAGUCUACCGAUAUCCCCGCUGGGCAGAACGUCACUGUCACCAUCCCGGACUCUUGGAUCGGCAACUACUAUGCCGUCGCGUCUGGCGCUGACAACAUCCCUGGUAUGCUUGGCGAGGUGAACUUCAACAGCUGGGGUGGUCUGACCUACUUCGACGUGUCGGCCAUCGUCGACGAGAAUGACCACAAUGGCGUCUACAUGAUGUACCCCGCCGACAGCGAGCAACCCGUGUCCGGCUGCACGAGCUUCCUGUGCGACACACUCUACCGCCUGCCUGACGACAUCCAGACCAAGGCCACUACCAGCACGCACCUGGUCACCACCCUGGGCGCUGGCAACCAGGUCGUGUACAAGGCCGCCCUGGCCACUCGGGAUCUUGACCAGCAGGUCUACCCUCGUGCUGCCGUCACCGACGCCAACUGGACCCCGGCGCGCCUGCACUCGCGUCAGUUCAGGAUCUAAGCUCGGCCAAGUUGAGGGUAUGAGCGAGGCAGGAUGGCGGUGGAGGUGAAACAGCGCGCUCUGGAGGCGCAGCGUUUCCAACGAAGCUACGACCAACUACAACACCUAACAUUCAACCACACACACAGCACAAGACCGGAACCAAGAGUCUUGUGUAUAUAUAGAGAUACCCCGUUCCCUCAGCGCCCGCAAGGCAGGCGGCUACAGGAAGGAGGAGUUUUUGGGCAACAAGGGGUCGCACGCCAGCGACGUGGGCUUUGAUCUUUCCCGGAGGAUGAUAGAAAAGGGGUGACGGUUCUACGAUUGACGAGUAUAGACAAACCACGGACCUGGAGCUGUGUCUAUCUGAACCUGACUGGUGCAGCUCCAGGACAACCGGCACUCGCUUCAACAAGUCUUAGUUAUCACUUCGCUACACUCAUUACCAGGCUCAGAUGAGCACUUGCACCUUAUUCAAACUUUUCGAUACUUGUACAUAUAAAAGCUAGUACGAACCAUUCAAUUUUGGAGUCUUUUGAUGACAUCAAUCCUUCACAUUCGAGACAGAGUGAUCUUAGAGUAGUGAAGUGUGCACCCUAUUCACCGGCCUUGAAUUGGCCCCUGGUUGUUGCUGGGGGGGGGGAUGGAUUUCAUUCGUAAAAGGUGGGGCCCCUCCGGUGAAUUAGACGCAGUCUUCAUCAUCGGGGGGCGUCAGCGCCCCAUCCAACCCGCUGCGGUGAACCCGCACGCGUCAUUGGCCCCGUGUGGCUGACGCUGUCCUUCAUCACCGAAGCGGAGGAUGAAGGGGGCCCCAUGUGCCACACAGCACUGUGUAAACUCAAAUGACAGCCGAGGCGAGCUGAACAGUGAGCAAGCACCCUGAAGUCAGCAACCUGUUCCUUUUUCCAGCCGUCUCUUGCUUGUUGCGAGCGUGCUAAUAAAUGUUGCUUUUGUCUCCUUUCUUUUUUUCCCGUCCGUGUUGAAGAAUUUGUCUCAGCCGCAUGCACGCACUAGCUAUUUCUGCCCACUGAUGAAGAAAAAGGGCAGCUUUAUUUCUG